CGUCAGCCAACCGUAGCAAGCGCGUUCUCGCUAGCGUGCCUGCAGCCUGACCCUUGAGCUAUCUGCCUGGAAACGUUGGAGCUGCAACAUCACUGUCUUUUUACUACAAGUCUUCUGCCGCCGCUUGUCGCGGUCUUGAAGCUCGCAAUCACUGCACAUGUUUAUUUUCAUCCCAAUCGUGAUCAUCACAGCAUCACUGAGCCCAAUCGACAGCUCGAAGCUUAGCUCGCGUCUGGCGCAAUUGCAUACACAGCUACGCCAAGAUGGGUGUUUAUCGCGUUGAAGCAUCGCCUAACAACCGUGCCACGUGCAUCAAUAAAGAAUGCAAGACCGCUGGUGUCAAGAUCAUGAAGGGCGAGUUCCGCUAUGCCAUUCAGGUGACCAUCAAAGAGCAUCAGUCGUGGCAGUACAAGCAUUGGGGCUGCGUCACGCCCGCGCAGAUUGACAACCUCAUUGAGACUUCUGGAGGCGACACGGAGAUGGUCGAUGGCUAUGAUGACCUUUCUGAAGAGUACCAGAAGAAGGUUGAUUUCGCGCUGAAGAACGGUCACGUGCCUGAUGAGGACUGGAAGGGCGACGUCGAGGCCAACCGCGAUGGCCACAAAGGCAUGCGUCUCAGCAAGACUGAUCAGAAGAAGAAGGAGAAGGCCGAGCCUGCAGCCAACGACGAUGAGAAGCCCAAGAAGAAGCGCGGCAGGAAGACGAAGGCAGACGAUAAUGAAGAAGACGAAGCUCCUGCCCCCAAGAAGCGCGGCCGCCCUGUCAAGAAGGAGGCUGAGGACGAAGACGAGGCUCCCGCGCCAAAGAAGGCCAGGGCUGCUCGUGGCAAGAAAGUGGAGUACAAGGAGGAGGAAGAUGACGAGGAUGAAACCCCCGCGCCAAAAAAGAGCAGAGCCAAAGCCAAGAAGGCCGCUGAGAGCGAGGAUGAAAUCACCCCUGAAGCAGAGCCCGAAGAAGAGGAUGAGAUCGAAGAGGGAGAGGAGGUAGAAGAAGCUCCCAAGCCAAAGCGAGGCAAGGCUGCCGCCAAGGGAACAGCGAAGGCAUCCCAGAAGAGGGGGAGGAAGAAGGCUGUUACCGACGCUGAGUAGAUGCAUACAAGCAUCUCAUUACGGUGAUAUAUCCUGCAUCGCGUCGCGCUUUGCUUUCGGUGCUGGGGAUUGCCCUAUUUACACUGUGUUGCGUUUUGGCGGGAUUCAUGUACGAUAUAUACCCUCCUUACGGCAGCUGGUAAUGAACAUCGAUAACUGAACA
Messenger RNA from Didymella exigua CBS 183.55, 1251 nucleotides. RefSeq names its product zf-PARP-domain-containing protein. NCBI's taxonomy places the organism in Eukaryota, Fungi, Ascomycota, Dothideomycetes, Pleosporales, Didymellaceae. Gene Ontology annotation, molecular function: DNA binding; zinc ion binding. The record is from RefSeq and is a predicted model, not a curated record. The transcript is spliced from 5 exons. The coding region runs from base 264 to 1088 and encodes 274 amino acids.